Messenger RNA from Amphibalanus amphitrite, 1114 nucleotides. RefSeq names its product band 4.1-like protein 4A. Gene Ontology annotation, cellular component: cytoskeleton. The transcript is spliced from 10 exons. NCBI's taxonomy places the organism in Eukaryota, Metazoa, Arthropoda, Thecostraca, Balanomorpha, Balanidae. The record is from RefSeq and is a predicted model, not a curated record. The annotation marks the transcript as partial.
GGGCGGCGAGCGGCGGGCGGCGGUACCGUGCUAUUCCAGUCGUGCGCUGGUGCCGCGAGCGGAGGGUGGGGUGUGCUGGACCGCGCGACGCUGACUUUGCCGCCGUCGCCGCCGGUUUUGAGUGCACGAACCAUCACAUUCCAUCGGAGCUGGUCCGCCAACCAGACUCGGCGACAGUCAAGUGCCCGUCAUAGCACGAAUGGUCUGAAGGGGACUGUGAUCGCCCCUCACCCGACAGAGCCGCUGAGCUCCGCAGCUCACACAGCUCCACGACAGAGCAGUGACCAGCUCGUGAGCCAGCCGGAGCUGAGCUGCCCAAGCCUCGGCGGCUUCGGGCCCAGCCAUGAAGUGUUUCGGAGCCAAAAAUAACACCUAUCACUGCAAAAUAAUCCUACUGGACGAUCAGGAGCUCAUACAGGAGAUACAGGACACGACGCUCGGCCAGGAGCUGCUGGAUAAUGUGUUUCGUCACCUGAACCUGCUGGAGACGGCCUACUUCGGCCUGCGGUUCCUCCACUCCUCCAACCAGCCGUACUGGCUGGAUCCACAAAAGAAGGUCGUCAGGCAGCUUAAAGAUACUGACCCGUUCACACUGUACUUCUGUGUCAAGUUUUACGCAGCGGAUCCCUGCCGAUUGUUGGAAGAAAUCACCAGGUACCAGUUUUUCCUGCAAAUUAAGCAGGAUAUCCUGGAAGGCCGUCUGCCGGUCACCCCGGAGCUGUCGGCUGAACUGGGUGCGCUCGUCAUACAGUCGGAGCUGGGCGACUAUGACCCGAAGCGGCACACGGAUGGCUAUGUGGGCGAGUUCCGGCUCUUCCCCAACAUGACACCAACACUGGAGGAGAAUAUCGUCGAGUACCACAAGACUCUCGUUGGGCGAGUGCCUUCAGUGGUGGAAUUCAACUACCUAGAGAAGGUCCGGUGGCUGGAGAUGUACGGCGUCGACCUGCACCCGGUGCUGGGCGAGGAUCAUACGGAAUACUUCAUUGGCCUGACCCCCGCUGGGGUCAUCGUUCUCAGGGGCAAGGUCAAAGUCAGCAACUAUUUCUGGCCGAGGAUAUCAAAGGUGCACUUCAAAGGGAAAUACUUCAUGCUCCGUGUACGAGAUAAAAAC